AUGAGAUUUGAGGAGCAGGAGGAGGAGCAGCAGCAGCAGCAGGAGAAGAAGGAGCAGCAGCCAGCGGCAACAGGACUCUCCAUUGCGUGGGAGCCAGGUAGAGUGGUGGUCGUCGGAAGGUCACAGGAGGCAGCAGGAGUAGGUUUUGGAGGUGGUGCGGAUAGAGAUAUAGGUAGGAGGUUGAUUGGGAGGGCAAGGAGGUGGUGGUGCGGGAGUCGAUUGUUUCGUUCCGAGUGCCAGGCUCCGUUUCGGGAUCAUUCUUCUCAUUUUGCGAGGAUAACAUUUCUUGAACUUUUGGACCUGUCGCCCCAGGCGCAUGAAUGGAGAAGAGGAGGAAGAAUUGGUAGAGAGUUGCCCUGGAUGUCCGAGUUUCUUUCUAGAAUCAAGGCCCGCCUUGAAACUGGCCAGCAUCUAAACUCUGCUACAUCUGAGGAACCAGGAUGGGUAAGAGCGGCGUUGUCGGUCAUGGACAAGGAGCCUAUUGAUUUUAAAGAGGGACCUAAGGAUGUUGUCAUCCCUGUAGAGCUCACGGAUGGGUGGCAGACAGAUUUGGUGGAAAGGAUGAAAGUUGUAGGUUUUGGUUCCCAAGAUGGACAAGAAUCUCCUUUCAAUCUGACAGUCUCCGCAGGCAGUCCUGUUUCAGAUGAUAUUUCACCACGAUGUGCCUCACAAAAACUGUGGGAGACAGGAAGCCUAGAAUCAAGAAUUCCCGACGGGUUCUAUUCCGUUAUUCCAACUAAGAUUCUAAAGGCUAAGUUUAUGACAAUCCCCACCUUCGAAGAACUCAAAAAGAUCGGAGUUGAAUCAUCAUCUUCAGACGUGCUCCUGGUUGAUUCAAAUGAAGACAAAGUUCUUGCAAGGUUGAAGGAGCUAGCGAUUUCUGCAGUGAAGACUGUAGGAACAAAUCCAGCUCUCGUCAUAAAGAAAAUUGCAGAGUUGGUCGCAGAUUUUUACGGUGGACCUAUCUCUGAAGCGGGAUUGACGAAGGUUCCUGUUGAUGGAAUACUUAAUGCAGAUUCCUCUCCAGUGCAGCUUUUGGGCAAAAUAGAAGUUGGGUUGUGCCGUCCACGCGCAAUUUUGUUCAAGUUCCUUGGAGACGCAGUUGGGUUACAUAGUCGGCUCUUGAUGGGUUUGCAGUUGGAGGCCGUUCCAGGCAGCUCUGUGAUAUGCGCUAAUCCAAAUAAGCAUCUCUCGAAUAUCGUGGGCUUGAAUGGUAUGGAGCUUCUCGUGGAUGUCAUGAGACGUCCUGGUAAUUUGAGGCCAUUUUCAAAAAAGGCUUUGAUUAUGUAUCACAUCUCAGGAGCUGGAGAUAGCGAUUCAGCCGAUUAUGACUCAUGUGACUCUCCUUUAGAACCCAACAGUCCCCUCUGUGGCUAUUCUGAAAAAUUGGAGAGCGAAAGUCUCGACCAUGAAGUGGACAGUCCUCGUAUACUAGUGCAGAGAAGACAGACCUCACCUGUUGGUGCACGCCCUGUGCACAAUAUGCUGUUACGGCUACCUAUGGGUCUGGAGGGGAAGCUAAGUCCAUCACGAAGUGAACCAGAUCUAGCUAAUCCUUACCGGCGGCGAAACAGAAGGAAAGCGGAGGAGAGCUCGGCUAUUUUCAGUCCUGAACGUGCCGUGAGCUACCAACAACUACAUUGGAAAGUAAAUGCUGAAGGAGUACGCAGUUUCCCUUCAAGUCCCGAACAUCCCCAAGCAAGAAUCCGGUCAUUCAGGCGUGUUGGUUCAGAAGAGGGAAGCAUAUCCAGCAGCCCCGAACAUCCUACUUUUAGGGUAAGAGCACCUUCAAUGCUAGGAGGUGGUAGAAGACCAGGAAGCGAGGAGGUGGAUCCGACGAGUGUCUCUAGCCCAGAGCAGUCCCCACAAUAUUUUUCUUCAACAGGAACUCCUUCUCCAAUAUAUAGAAGGCGGCGAGAACGAUCACUUUCUAUUGAUAUACAAAGAGAUGGACUGAAUUCAGACACCUUCCGCAUCGGUCCCGAGUCUGAGUUUCCUAGGACCACUCCCUCGCCAGAUGUUCGUAGACCUAGAAAACGAAGUGUUGCACCUGAAAUCAGCGAUGAUGUGGUCAGGGCGGUACGCGAAAUGAAUGAAAAGUUAAAGCAGGAACGGUGUCGUUCUAGAGCAACAGAGCAACAGAGCAAAAGCAGCAAUGCCGAUGGUCCUCGUGCAGAAGACGAAAAUGAGGGCGAAGAGGGAUCCACUCCAGCAGAGAAAGUACAUCUAAGGACUGCUAGCGAUCCCACCUCGUUACAAAGUACCGUAGGGCCCUUUGUAGUCGAUGAUAAACACGCAAGUACAUAUGAAGAAAAGGGACAUUGUGUUGACAAGAAGAAGUGCUCGGAAACGAGGAACUCUUGCUCGGAGAAGGAAUCAACUGCCGAAUCGUCAAAUCAUACUGUAGAUCUAAAGCCACCUGCUUGGCUCAACGGUCCCCUGAUGCCAUUUUCAGAGUGGCAUAUUGACUACAAAGAGUUACGCAUCGGCGUGCGAGUUGGUAUAGGGUCUUUUGGAGAGGUUUUUCGCGGGAUGUGGAGGGGCACGGAGGUCGCAAUCAAACGGUUGCUUGAACAGGACUUAACAGACGAGAAUACAGCAGAUUUCUGCAAUGAGAUUUCUCUUUUGAGCCGGCUCCGUCAUCCUAAUGUGAUUCUUUUCAUGGGAGCAUGCACAACACCACCUCAUUUGUCGAUGGUGACCGAGUACAUGCAUAUGGGUUCUUUGUACAGCCUUGUCCAUUUAACUGGCCAGGGUAAGAAGCUAAGCUAUCGGCGAAGAUUGAAGAUGCUCCGGGAUAUUUGCAGGGGAAUGAUGUCAGUGCAGCGAAUGAACAUCGUGCAUCGUGAUCUCAAGAGUGCAAACUGCUUAGUGGACAAGCAUUGGACCGUCAAGAUCUGCGACUUCGGUCUAUCUCGUCUUGCUUCUGGACCAGUACAAGAUAGUACAGCAGCUGGUACUCCUGAGUGGAUGGCUCCUGAAUUGUUACGAAAUGAGCCUGUCACUGAUAAAUGCGACGUCUUCAGCCUUGGUGUUAUAAUGUGGGAACUAUGUACUCUAAAGCGUCCCUGGAAAGAUGUGGAACCCAUGCAAGUGGUAUAUAAAGUUGCUCACGCAAAGGCCAGGCUGGAGAUACCCGAAGGUCUUUUAGGCAAGCUGAUAGCGGAUUGCUGGGCUGAAGUUCCUUCAGCUAGACCAAGCUAUGACGAGAUCCUUACUCGUCUGCACGAAUGUGAGUUCCUGCAAAGUUGA
Messenger RNA from Marchantia polymorpha subsp. ruderalis, 3252 nucleotides. Lineage: Eukaryota; Viridiplantae; Streptophyta; Marchantiopsida; Marchantiales; Marchantiaceae. The record is from the annotation of a GenBank genome assembly.